AUGUCGUGUGGCUGGGUGAAGUCCAUUCUGGUGAGCCUGGGCCAGAGGAAGCCCCUGGAGCCCGAGGGAGAGCAGUCCACAUUUGACCGAUGCCUGACCACCCUGGACUUGGUGGCCCUCGGCGUGGGCAGCACCCUGGGGGCCGGGGUCUACGUCCUGUCUGGAGAGGUGGCCAGAGACACCGCUGGGCCCAGCAUCAUCAUCUCGUUCUUCAUCGCCGCUGUGGCCUCUAUAUUUGCCGGACUGUGCUAUGCAGAGUUUGGUGCCCGGGUUCCCAAAACAGGCUCAGCGUAUCUCUAUAGCUAUGUAACAGUGGGAGAACUGCUGGCUUUCAUCACCGGCUGGAAUCUGUUACUCUCCUACGUCAUCGGGACAUCCAGCGUUGCACUGGCGUGGAGCGGGACAUUUGAUGACCUCAUAGGGGGCGCCAUAUCAAAAUACUUGGAAGCAAAUGCAGCCAUGGGACUUCCUGGCCUGGCACCUUACCCAGAUGCCUUUGCUGCAGCUCUCGUCUUGCUACUCUCAGGUAUUUUGGCCUUUGGAGUGAAGGAGUCAACGACAAUCAACAAGAUCUUCACAGCAAUCAACAUCCUGGUUCUGCUGUUUGUGAUCAUCGCUGGAUUCAUCAAGGGAGACAUCGCCAACUGGAAUAUCAGUGAACAGACUCUGAUAAAUGCCACUGCAGAUCACAGCAACCUGAACUACACUGAUGUUGUAACAAGUAUGUUUGGAGUCGGUGGAUUUUUCCCUUAUGGCAUUUCUGGAACCUUGGCUGGAGCUGCAACCUGUUUCUACGCCUUUGUUGGAUUUGACUGCAUCGCUACCACAGGUGAGGAGGUGAAGAACCCUCAGAAGUCCAUCCCCAUAGGCAUCGUGGCCUCACUGCUCAUCUGUUUCGUGGCCUACUUUGCUGUGUCCGCUGCGCUCACCCUGAUGAUGCCAUACUACCUGCUCAGUGAGAAGAGCCCCCUGCCUGUGGCCUUUGAGCACGUCGGCUGGGGUCCCGCCAAAUAUGUCGUGGCAGUGGGAUCACUCUGUGCCCUGUCUACCAGUCUGCUAGGAUCCAUGUUCCCAAUGCCCAGGGUGCUCUUUGCCAUGGCGAGAGACGGCCUGCUUUUCCAUCCACUGACCAAAGUCACGGCCAAAGGCAGCCCCGCCAUAGCUACGAUAUCAUCUGGAGUUGUGGCAGCCAUCAUGGCUCUGCUCUUUGACUUGGAGGCCUUGGUGGACUUGAUGUCCAUCGGGACUCUGUUUGCCUACACACUCGUGGCUAUAUGCAUUUUAAUACUGAGGUACCAGCCAAGUCCAUCAGAAGAUACAGACCUGCAGGUCAAAGAAUCGAACACUAGCUUCCUGAGGCCUCCAUCACUUCCUAACUACUCCACUGGACGAACAGUCACUUACUUGACCAUAACCGCAGUUGCAUGUGUGAUUGGACUGUGCGUCACCUUGUCUCUGGGCAUUGAUGCUCUGGCCCGUGUGGAGGCAUGGAGUGUGGCGCUUGUUUGCAUCCUCGGCGUCAGCGUGCUGCUCAUCGUUUUCUUCAUCUGGAGGCACCCACAGAAUCCAACCAAGGCAUCUUUUAUGGUUCCACUUCUUCCUGGUCUGCCGAUAGUGAGCACAUUCAUCAAUUGCUACCUGAUGGUGCAGUUGGGUGCAGACACCUGGUUAAGAUAUGCGAUAUGGAUGUUAGUGGGGUUAGUCAUCUACUUCGGCUACGGGAUUCGUAACAGCGUUCAGAAGAAGCGUCUCUCGGGCAGGCAGGUGAACAUUGAAACUGUCAGCGGAGUAGAUAACAGUUCAUUCAACCCAAACGUCAUUAAUGAAGAGAAAUUCUGAGCCUGUGUGGAGCCGAGAGAGUCUGACUCAGAU
This is a messenger RNA of Limanda limanda (common dab), 1872 nucleotides long. Its product is annotated as cationic amino acid transporter 2-like. Gene Ontology annotation, molecular function: amino acid transmembrane transporter activity. NCBI's taxonomy places the organism in Eukaryota, Metazoa, Chordata, Actinopteri, Pleuronectiformes, Pleuronectidae. Gene Ontology annotation, cellular component: plasma membrane. Gene Ontology annotation, biological process: transmembrane transport; amino acid transport. Bases 1 to 1839 code for a protein of 612 amino acids. The transcript has 11 exons. The record is from RefSeq and is a predicted model, not a curated record.